This is a messenger RNA of Zea mays, 654 nucleotides long. Its product is annotated as thioredoxin H-type 5. The record is from RefSeq and is marked validated. NCBI's taxonomy places the organism in Eukaryota, Viridiplantae, Streptophyta, Magnoliopsida, Poales, Poaceae.
GUAGGGCUGCAUAUGUCCCGUGGGCUCAUUGCGUGCCUCCUGCCGUGUUCGAUCGAUCGGAUCCCCAUACGAUCUACUAGCUAGCUAAGCUACACGACUCGACCGAGGAGGAGGAGCGCGCUCAGGCCGUAUAGAAACUUGGAGCAUGUCGUUAACCACCCAAGUGUUUGGGCCUCCCGGCUACAGGCGGUGGUGGAUCUAUUACAUCGUCAACGAUACUGAUCAAUUGAGUAAAGCUCUGAACCGACAUGAUCACCUGGUGGUGUUCAUGUUCUCGGCGGAGUGGAACGAACCCUGCAAGGCGAUGAAGAAACCGUUCAGGGACAUGGCCAGGGCUAGAAAGAUGCAGGCCGUAUUCUGCUUGGUGGACAUCGACAAGCUUAAAGAUGCUGUGGCGCAGCAGUUCCAAGUGGAGGCGCUGCCGACGUUCGUGCUGUACAAGAACGGCAUACAGAAGGAGAGGGUCGUUGGCGCCAAGGUGGACGACCUCAGAGCCGCCAUCGACAGGAACAUAUGAUUCCAUCUCCGAUCGAUCGAUCCAUUCAUGCUGCAUGCAUAUACGGUCGACUAAUAACAACAUGAGGCUAGCAAAAGACGACGGACGAUCGGAUCGUCCAACAAUAAACAAAUAACAUUAUUAUUAAUCUUCAUUUC